Ruditapes philippinarum (Manila clam) is the source of this 1082-nucleotide messenger RNA. RefSeq lists its product as uncharacterized. NCBI's taxonomy places the organism in Eukaryota, Metazoa, Mollusca, Bivalvia, Venerida, Veneridae. The record is from RefSeq and is a predicted model, not a curated record.
GUGUUUAACAGAGACUGAGUUAUGUGCACAAGGAAGGAAAGCUAGUAACCAAGUAGCAAGAUUACAGGGUCUUCUCAAAGACAAGCCUAGCAAACUGAGCCUUCGUAGACCUGGCAUGAACCUUAGAAAUAUCCCUCCGUUAAAUGUUGUGCUGAAUCCAAGUGUAGAUACUGACUCGCGUCUGGCCGGUAUAACUCCUAGACCAGCUGUGGAAAAUGAAGGCGACGAAAGAAAUAAGGGAUUCAAACCUGGGCCGUGCCUAGAGCAUAGUUGGGUGUUGGAAAGGAACAAGAUACCAGCUAUAUAUUACGAACAUGAAAAGUUUGACAAGUUGAAAGGACAUGAUUUCAAUGUUUACCAUAAAGAGAGAACAAGAAUGUGGAGAAGACCUAUAGUUCCGUUGACUGAAGAGGAAAGGGAUAAUCAUCUAUUUAGAAUUCCCGAUGAUCCAAAGAGAUUCCGCGUUUUACCGGAAUUAUCUAAUAAUCUUAGAGAAAGAUCUGUAACUCAACCGCAGAUUUCAACAAAUAGCGUAAAUGCAUCAAAGACUGAUCCGCAACCAUCUACACUUUCGGUACCAACAUCGUUCAACGAUCCCUCUUUACAGACGUCAACGGAACCAUCGAGAACGGUAACAAUGGAAAAAUCGGCACUAAGUCAACCAAUGAAGGCACCGAAAAUAAUGCAGUUGGUCAAUUAAGAAGUUUAAGAAUUAGAUUCAAAAUCUGUAAUUUUUUUCUUGCACAUACUUAAAAAUGACACUUCCUAGGGAACAAACAUCCUUUUCUUUGUAAUUCUAAUAUGUGAAGAAAAAAAAUUAUGAUACAAAUAAAAACAACCACUAUUAAAGAAGAUUAUAUCCCAAAUGGUGUUAAUUUUUCUGCAAUUUGAUUGUUUUUAAUGUGAUUUUGUUUGGAGUUAGAAAUGAAACAAUGCUGUUUUGUUUAUGUUUGCAUAGGGUAAUUUAUUAUUACCGAUAACUGAUAAAAAGUGAUCAGGUACAUUUGUGUAUGUUCUGUCCAACCUAAAAUGUGCAUGUUGUGAGUUUUAUCAUGUAAUGUUCCAAAUUUAGCAUUCAAAUU